UUGUUUACAAAAUAUUGGCGCUGAAAUUACUUUGCGUUAAAAUACUUAUUAUUUCAUACUAAAUUAUAUUAACAAUUCCUUCUGAAAUGUUAAAUAGUAAUUCUACUUCCACAGUCAAACUCAUUAGAAAAUAUUUAAAAGUAAAAAUCUCAGAAGAUAAUGUUAGAUUCCGAGGACAUCAUAAAGAAAGAGAACAUGUUUACGACUUAAUCAUGAAGUCUAUAUUGCAAGGAGAAUCACACUCGGCGUUGAUUGUUGGACCUAGAGGGAGCGGUAAAACAACGCUGAUUAACUCCGUGCUACGCGAAGUCUCAAAGGAAGUUGACAUGGAGAGCGAUGUAUAUCUGGUGAAGCUGAAUGGCCUGCUACAUCAGGAUGAAAAGGUGGCCCUGAAGUCUAUCACUGCACAGAUGCAACUGGAAAACGUGGUAGGGGAUCGGGUGUUCGGCACAUUCGCAGAGAACUUAAGUUUUUUGUUGAGCUGCAUGAUGACGGGCGCAGACAGGAGGUGCAAAACCAUGCUGUUCUUGCUGGAAGAGUUCCACCUUUUCUGUCACUCGGGCCGCGCGCAAACACUGCUCUAUAACCUGUUUGAUAUCACACAUAACAAAAUGGCACCUAUCUGUGUUUUGGGCACAACAAAUCGUCUAGACGUCACGGAGGCCUUAGAGAAACGCGUAAAAUCAAGAUUCUCACACAGACACAUAUGUCUCUUUCCUCACGAGAACACUUUAGUGCUAGAAGAUGUUAAGGAGCUAUUCGUGGAAUGCUUGAGUAUGCCGAUCCCUAGACACGUGAAGCCUAAAAGAAAAAGAAUGAAAUCUGUGGGUGUCGAACCAAUGGACGUAGACGACAAUUGCAUCAAAUUUUCAAUCCCAGACGAGAUAUUCCAGAAAUGCGAUAUGGAUUCCAAGCAGUUCGAGGAGUUGCAAAUGGAUUAUCUGGAAUCUUGGAACGCGCAUAUCCAGAGCUUAGCUUCCGAUGAGAAAGUGGUAGAUGCGUUGGAAAAGUUCUGUUAUUAUACUUUUAAUGAACAGAUAUUGAGGAAUGUGUUGUUUCAAAUAGUAUCAAAACUGUCCGCGAGAAAGCCAUACAUAGACGUGACUGACAUAACAGAAGUCAUAGACAACACAGUCUCGGGGGAGAGCAGACGGAGACUUCUGCAGUCUCUGUCUAUUCUAGAGUUGUCUCUGGUCAUCGCCAUGAUGCACGGCAUGGAGAUAUUUGAUGGGCAACCGAUGAACUUCGAGAUGGUUUUGCAUAGGUACACAAAGUUUUCAAACCAGAACUCCUCGACUCAAUCCGUACCGCGGCCAGUUAUUUUAAAAGCCUUCGAACACUUGCAGUCACUAGAAAUAAUCCAACCUGUUCGUGCCACAGACGCUUAUGGUGCCGAUACAGUGAGCAGAGUCCAGAAAGAGUUCAAACUCUACACUCUUACUGUGCCCGUAGAGGAUAUUAAAGAGGCUGUGAAGGGAUUUAAGGCACUGCCAACUGAAAUCUCACACUGGGUCAAUAACUCUGUUGUUUGAGUCAUACUAUAAUAACUGUUUAAAUUAAAUUACUUUGCAAUAAACACAUAAUUUAUUA
Messenger RNA from Leptidea sinapis, 1590 nucleotides. RefSeq names its product origin recognition complex subunit 4 (gene Orc4). The record is from RefSeq and is a predicted model, not a curated record. Bases 87 to 1532 code for a protein of 481 amino acids. Gene Ontology annotation, biological process: DNA replication; DNA replication initiation. NCBI's taxonomy places the organism in Eukaryota, Metazoa, Arthropoda, Insecta, Lepidoptera, Pieridae. Gene Ontology annotation, molecular function: ATP hydrolysis activity; ATP binding; DNA replication origin binding. The transcript has 7 exons. Gene Ontology annotation, cellular component: nuclear origin of replication recognition complex; nucleus.